Messenger RNA from Besnoitia besnoiti, 1926 nucleotides. Its product is annotated as Sec1 family protein. NCBI's taxonomy places the organism in Eukaryota, Apicomplexa, Conoidasida, Eucoccidiorida, Sarcocystidae. Gene Ontology annotation, biological process: vesicle-mediated transport; intracellular protein transport. The record is from RefSeq and is a predicted model, not a curated record. The transcript is spliced from 22 exons. Gene Ontology annotation, molecular function: syntaxin binding. Gene Ontology annotation, cellular component: secretory granule; plasma membrane. Bases 1 to 1926 code for a protein of 641 amino acids.
AUGUCGGACUUCAAAGCGCUGUGCAAGCGGCGUCUGCUGGAGGAGAUGAUUCGCCAGUCGACUCGAGGGAAAAAUUACAUCGUGAUGCUCGUUGACGAUCGGAGCUUGCGCAUUCUCUCAGCCUGCUGCAAUGUCUACGACGUCCUCGAGGAAGGCGUCACAGUUAUCGAGCCCGUCUCGAAGCGGCGACAGCCGCUGCCUGAGCUCGAUGCUCUCUACUUUGUUUCGCCUGAUGCGGGUUCCAUCGACGCGAUUCUCCGCGACUUCGAGAGCGAAAAGAAUCCUCAGUACAGCCGCAUUCAGAUCUACUUUACCUCUGCGCUCCCUGCAGGCGGCUCGGUGCUGCGGAAGUUCGCAGAGUGCCCACGCAUUCUCCCGCGGAUUCGCACCUUCGUCGAAUUCAACCUCGACUUUGUUGCUCAAGAGCAGAGGAUUUUUCACUUUGAUCGCCCGACGGACUUCGUCGAGCUCUUCCAGGAGCCGCGCGCGGAGCGCCUGGACGAAAUCGCCUCGCAGCUUUUCACGGUGUGCGCGACGCUGGGCGAGAAGCCGGCGAUUCGGUUUCAGAAGAGUCUCCGCGGCGUGGCGCGGAGCGUCGCCGCUGCGCUGCACGAGAAGAUCAGAUCUGCGGAAUACAAGACUACGGACUCUGUAAACUCAACGAUUCUUAUUCUCGAUCGAUCCAUCGACUUGGCUACGCUCUUUGUUCACGAAUACACCUAUCAAGCUGUCGUCUACGAUCUUCUCAACAUCGCGACGAGUGUGCCGCUGAAGCCGCUGGCGACGGAUCAACAGGAGGAUGAGGAACUCGUUCUCAAAGAAGAUACUUUCCAGUACGAGAUCGUGAGCAACCUUGGCAAACGCGAAAAGAAACGCGCGGUGCUUGGCGAACAAGACGAGCUCUGGGUCGCCUUCCGCCACAAGCACAUUCAGAUCGUGAACCAGGAGGUUCAGGAAGAAAUUCAAAAAUUCAUCAAAGAAAACGCCACCGCCCAAAUCCAGAAAAACGAGGGACAGGGAGCGACGCUGCAGGCGAUCCGCGCUCUCCCGCAGUACCAAGAAAUGCUUGCGAAGUACUGGAGCCACGUGUCGCUGACGGAGAAGUGCUUCGACCAGCUGCAGGAACGGAAUCUGAUGCAAGUCGGGUUGCUUGAGCAGGACCUCUGCUGCGGAGUGGACAAGGACGGUAGGGAAGUGAGCGCCUCGAAGCUCCUGGCCUCUCUCUCGAAUCACCUUUCCGACCCGGCGACGAGAGUUGAUGACAAACUCCGCCUCCUUCUCCUGUACUUCACGCACAUGAGAGGGGUAUCGCCCAGCGACCAAACGCGACUUAUCGAGGCAGCACAACUGAGCUUAACGAGCGAGCAGACGCUUCGCAAGUUUCUGAAGCUCGAGCUUCUGCAGCAGGACUUCGACGAUGAUGCAGGACAGCGACUGGCUCAUCGCAUGGAAGGCGAUCGCGAGCGCGUCAAGUACUUCAAGCGCCGCGCGAAGGCGGCUGCCUACGAGCUCUCGCGCUUCGAGCCUUUUAUCAGAGUCCUCAUGGAGAAAGCGUUGGCGGGCGACCUGCACGGCGGCAACUACCCUUUCGUCGAGGAAGCGCGAGCACCCUCGAGAAGCCAGACGUCACGGAAGUCUUCAGGGACAGAGCAAACAAUCGGGCGCGCGACGGAGUGGGACUGGAGCUCCACGUGGAAGUCUUCUCCGCGGGCGUCGACUCCGCCGGGGCAGGAUCGCCCGCGGGACCGCCUAAUUGUUUUUGUCAUCGGCGGUAUCACGCACGCUGAGAUGCGCUGCGCCUACGAGGCCUCCAGAGAGCUUGGCGCUGACGUCAUUCUCGGCGGAACGAGCAUUCUCACGCCUCCCCACGUUUUGCAGCUCCUAAAGGACGCAGGCUCCGACAAGCCUGGAGACCGCAGAUCCUAA